This is a messenger RNA of Prinia subflava (tawny-flanked prinia), 2685 nucleotides long. RefSeq names its product proline dehydrogenase 1 (gene PRODH). The record is from RefSeq and is a predicted model, not a curated record. Gene Ontology annotation, cellular component: mitochondrion. The coding region runs from base 1 to 1926 and encodes 641 amino acids. Gene Ontology annotation, molecular function: FAD binding; proline dehydrogenase activity. Lineage: Eukaryota; Metazoa; Chordata; Aves; Passeriformes; Cisticolidae. The transcript has 14 exons.
AUGCCGAUCCCAAAAUCGGUCGCAGUCCCGGUCGCUGUCCCGGUGCCGGUGCAAUGGGACGCGGGGCCGGCUCCGGUGGCAGCAGAGCGCUGCCAAAGGCGGGGCGGAGCGGCGCCGUGGAGCUGGGGGCCCGGGGGCGGUCCCGCCCGGGCCGUACUUAAGGCGGCGGCGGGCGGCGGCCCCGCCGUGCCCAUGGCUCUCCCGAGCGCCGCCCGGGCGUUCCGCGCCGCCGUUCGUCGGUGCGAUCCCCCGAGCCGCCCGCGCACCGCGCCCGCCGCCGCCCCCCGCGGGCUCUCCCCGGCGGCGGCGGGCGCGGGACCCCGGCCGGGGCCGGCCUCUCCUCCGCGAGGCGCGGAGCGGGGCCCGCCGCCGCCCGCCGUGGAUUUCGGGGAUCCGCGCGAGGCGUUCCGCAGCAAGAGCAGCGCGGAGCUGCUGCGGGGGCUGGUGGUGCUGGGGCUGUGCGCCGUGGAGCCGCUGGUGCAGCACAACCGGGAGUUCGUGGCCGGGGAGGACCAGGAGGCCAUCAAGCCGCUGCUCCGGCGGAACCAGGCCUUCGGCGUGGGUGCUGUGCUGGAUUACAGCGUGGAGGAGGACCUGGGCGACGGGCGCUCCCGCACCUCUGCAGCCGAGAAGGAGAUGGGAGGAGGAGAGAAAUGGGAGAAGCAAUACCAAGCCCAUCAGGGAUUUGGAGAUCACCAUGGUGGAGUCACCGGUGCCCACACCUAUUUCUAUGCUGACGAAGCCAAGUGUGACCAACACAUGGAGACUUUCCUCCGCUGUAUUGAUGCAUCAAGUGGCAGCUCAGAGGAUGGCUUCUCUGCCAUCAAGCUAACAGCCCUGGCCAGACCCCAGUUCCUGGUGCGGUUCUCAGAGGUGCUGGGGAAGUGGCGGAAGUUCUUCCACCAAAUGGCCGCAGAGCAGGGCCAGGCCGGGCGCGCAGUGCUGGACACAAAGCUGGAGGUGGAGAAGCUGCAGGAGGCACUGGCCAACCUCGGCAUUGCAAGCAAGGCAGAGAGCCAGCAGUGGUUCACAGGCCUGGGCACGAACGGCACUGUGGACCUGCUGGACUGGAACAGCCUGUUCGACAGACGCACCAAGCUCUCCAGGCCUCUGCUCAUCCCAAACAGAAUGACUGGGCAGCUGGAGCCUCUGCUGUCACGCUUCAGCGAGGAGGAGGAGCUGCAGAUGAAGCGGGUGCUGCAACGCGUGGAUGUCCUUGCGAAGAGAGCCAUGGAGAAGGGUGUGAGGCUGAUGGUGGAUGCGGAGCAGAGCUACUUCCAGCCGGCCAUCAGCCGCCUCACCGUGGAGACGCAGCGCCGCUUCAACAGGAGCCAGCCCAUCAUCUACAACACCUACCAGUGCUACCUGAGGGUGAGGCUGGAGGCUUACAACAAUGUGACAGGGGACAUGGAGCUGUCACGCCGAGAGGGCUGGCACUUUGGUGCCAAGCUGGUGCGUGGCGCCUACAUGGAGCAGGAGAGGGAGAGGGCGGCUCAGAUGGGCUACGAGGAUCCCAUCAACCCAACCUAUGAGAAGACCAACGAGAUGUACCACAGGUGCCUGGACUAUGUCCUGGAGGAGAUCACGCGUAGCCAAAAAGCCAACGUGAUGGUGGCAUCUCACAAUGAGGACACGGUGAAGUUCACCCUGCGCCGGAUGAUGGAGCUGGGGAUCCAUCCCUCAGACAAGAAGGUGUGCUUCGGGCAGCUGCUGGGCAUGUGUGACCAGAUCACCUUCCCCCUGGGCCAGGCUGGCUUCCCCGUGUACAAGUACGUGCCCUAUGGGCCGGUGAACGAGGUGCUGCCUUACCUGUCCCGCCGGGCCCAGGAGAACAGGGGCUUCAUGCAGAGGGCAAACCGUGAGCGGGACCUGCUCUGGAAAGAGGUCAAGAGGCGUCUCCUCACAGGAAACCUCUUCAGCCACUGACCCCAGCCUCAGCCCUGGGGCUCAUGUACCUUCAGCCUGAUCCACUGUCACCAUUCCCCAUCCCAGUUCUGCUGCAGCUCCCCCAUCCCCCUUUGCCCUGGGAGAGAAGUGUCCUUGUUGCUGUUUAACCACUGUCACCUUCCAGUGGCCUCUGGGAUCGUCCCAGCUCGCACUGCCCCUGGGAUGUCCCUCUGCCAUCCCACAGCCUCUCGAGCUGUCCCAGGGGAAAUGCUGGGGCUCUCCUGCCAGUCUGCUCUGUGCCUUGAUGAACACUAUCCCCGGUUUUUUUCCCUGGCAUGAUUGCACAGGGUGAUUUAUCCACUUGCCUUGUGCCCAGGGGCUCAGGUCCAAGUGGACUGGGUGACUUGGGGACAAGCUGGCCUCAGCCAGAAGCUUCUCCAGCCUCUGCCAGGGUUGGAGCUCCACCAGACCUUUGAAGGGGCAGGAUCAGCCCCGGUUGCCAGUCCCAGACAGCCACUGCCUGCUCACUGGCUUUGCACUGACCUGGGCAGGUCUAGGCUCUCCCCCAUCCCACUGGGAUAAGUUGCCUGGGGUUGUCCAUCUUCAGGCACAUAUCCAACAGGAGGGGUGAGGGGAGUGGGCUGGCCCCAUCCCUGUACUAUUCCUGCCCUGCCCACAGCCCCUGGUUCUAAUGAUGGACCAGGGACAGUGGGAGCACCAGGAGCUGGACCACAGCUCGUCUCUGCUGUACACUGGAUUUGUAGAGAACAGAAAUGAUUAAAUCACAACUGUUCCUGC